CCAUAGAGUUCUUUCCGUGUAGUGCCAGCCAGGGCUGCGUCUCUUCCUCUCUGUGGUGAGAUGGCGGGUGUGGAAGUGCCGCGGGAGCCCCAUGGCCCGGAGGAAGACGAGAAACACAUGAACGGAGAGGUGGAGGAGGAGGAAGAGGUCACGGCUAACGGGGAGGUUAGCGCCAGCAAGAAAAAGAGGAAGAAGAAGAAAAAGAGUAAACCAGGACCAGAUACUGAGAAAGACACGGGAGCUGCUACCACAGCUGUUGAUGAGGCAACAAAACAGUUGGAGAAGCAAACCCUAGAAAACAAGGAUGACGAGGAAGAAGAUGGUGAGGGUGAUGUUGACGGAGCAAACGGGAAAAAGAAGAAAAAGAAGAAGAAGAAAAAGGGCUCCAAGGGCCAGACAGAUCCACCCUCAAUCCCGAUUUGCGAUCUGUACACAGGUGGUGUAUACCCAAAAGGACAGGAGUGCGAGUACCCAACAGCACAAGAUGGACGUACUGCUGCUUGGAGGGCAACUAAUGAUGAAAAGAAAGCUUUGGAUCAAGCUAGUGAGGAAAUCUGGACUGAUUUUAGACAAGCUGCCGAGGCUCACAGACAAGUUCGGAAAUAUGUCAUGGGCUUUAUCAAACCGGGCAUGACUAUGAUCGAAAUCUGUGAAAAGCUUGAAGACUGUUCUCGUAAGCUGAUUAAAGAGAAUGGCCUGUAUGCCGGCCUUGCAUUCCCUACAGGCUGCUCCCUGAAUAACUGUGCAGCUCAUUACACUCCUAACGCUGGGGACACCACAGUAUUACAAUAUGACGAUGUGUGCAAAAUUGAUUUUGGAACCCAUAUCAAUGGCCGUAUAAUUGAUUGUGCUUUCACAGUGACGUUCAAUCCAAAGUUUGAUAAGUUGCUAGAAGCUGUCAAAGAUGCUACAAAUACUGGAAUCCGGUGUUCUGGUAUUGAUGUACGCCUGUGUGACGUGGGAGAAGCAAUCCAAGAAGUAAUGGAGUCGUACGAAGUGGAACUGGACGGCAAAACAUAUCAAGUGAAACCCAUUCGUAACCUUAAUGGCCACUCCAUUGGGCAAUAUAGAAUACACGGAGGAAAAACUGUACCGAUUGUAAAGGGAGGAGAAGCAACCAGAAUGGAGGAAGGUGAGGUGUACGCCAUAGAAACUUUUGGUAGCACAGGAAAAGGAAUCGUUCACGAUGACAUGGAGUGUUCUCAUUACAUGAAAAAUUUUGAUGUUGGGCAUGUGCCAAUACGCCUUCCACGAGCGAGACACUUGUUAAAUGUCAUCAAUGAAAACUUUAGCACUCUUGCAUUCUGCCGCAGAUGGCUGGACCGACUUGGAGAGAGUAAAUACCUAAUGGCUCUUAAGAAUCUUUGUGAUUUGGGGAUCGUGGACCCGUAUCCUCCUCUGUGCGACAUAAAAGGCUCCUACACAGCGCAGUUUGAGCACACAAUAUUGUUACGCCCAACUUGCAAGGAAGUUGUAAGCAGAGGAGAUGACUAUUAAAGCUAACUGAUGCUAAACACAGCACUGUUUCUAAAUACUGCUUCUGUAGAAGCAUGUGGCAUAAAAGUAAUUUGGUAUGUGGCUUUCUUAUCAGUGGACACUUGAAUUUUUUUUUCCAGAUUUGAAAAUUGGAAUAAACCAUAAGACUGAUCAGAGACAUAGCUUUACUAACCGUGUGCUCCUUUAAAAAGACAGAUAAUUCAUGUGCCCACGUGUCAUAUUUGCUUUUGGUUCAGGGAAAAGUGUAAUGAAAUCCAAAUUUAAUUUAAGAAGCUUUUGGAAAUAUUUAUAUUCACCUAUUACAGCAAGUUUCUUAAACUUUAUUUGUGCAGAUAAUCGUAAUGCAUUUUAAUUCCCUGAUAACCAUUUUGUAAAAAAAAAAAAAAAUCUAUAAUAAAGUUACAUUUUUAGGUCA
This is a messenger RNA of Pelobates fuscus (common spadefoot toad), 1912 nucleotides long. Its product is annotated as methionine aminopeptidase 2-like. Gene Ontology annotation, biological process: proteolysis. Gene Ontology annotation, cellular component: cytoplasm. Gene Ontology annotation, molecular function: metalloaminopeptidase activity. Lineage: Eukaryota; Metazoa; Chordata; Amphibia; Anura; Pelobatidae. The coding region runs from base 61 to 1497 and encodes 478 amino acids. The transcript is spliced from 11 exons. The record is from RefSeq and is a predicted model, not a curated record.